Molecule: messenger RNA, 2534 nt
Organism: Labrus bergylta (ballan wrasse)
Lineage: Eukaryota; Metazoa; Chordata; Actinopteri; Labriformes; Labridae
Source: RefSeq, a predicted model, not a curated record
UCUGACAAUGAUGAAACUGAUGAGAAUUGUUUAAAUGACCAGCCAUUGGGUCCACACUAUGAUGAAGUUGUUCCAAAGUCCAGAAGGACAAAAAGCAUUCUGGAAGGCCCUGACACUUUAAAUACCAAUCAUUUAUUGAUGAAAAAAGUUCCAGAUUUUUCUGAUUCCCUCUAUGAUUCAAGUGAUGACAGUACAGAGGGCCCUUCUACUCAGUCUAAGUCUGAGACGGCUUCACAAAGGUUGGAUACAUUACAAGAUUUUCCUCAAACUCUUAGUGAUUCAACUGAGAGUAAUGUGGAAGAAUUCAAUGAUGAGGAUUCCACAAAGGACCAUUCCGAUGUGCAAUCAGACAUUGAAGUUGUUCCAAAGCUGAGAAGGACAGAAAGCAUUCAGAUGAAAAAAGUUCCAGAUUUUUCUGAUGCCCUCUAUGAUUCAAGUGAUGACAGUGCAGAGGGCCCAUCUAAGUCUGAGAUGGCUUCACAAAGGCCAAGGAGAGGCUGUUACUGUCCUAUUCAAAAGAUUCUUGUAGGAUCAGAUGCCUCAAGUGUAGACAGCGAAGAAGAGUAUAUUCCAGGUCCAAUGGAGGAGAGCACAGACAGUGACUGCAGCUUGGAAAUACCCAUGACAAUUAAAAAUAUGAACGAAGUUUCUACUAGUCUUACAAGAUGCAAGUCUUCCAGUCAGAGCCAGUCUGAGUCCUCCAGUCAGAUCCAGUUUGUGUCUCCCAGUCAGAGCCAGUUUGAGUCUUCCAGUCAAAGCAGCAGCUUUGAAAAAAGCAACGGUCCUGCUGAUGAGGAUGCCCUUGAAAACCAUGAAAACAAUGCAUCCAUCUAUGUGAAUCCAGUUUUGAAGAAGGAGGAUGGUUCAAGACUCUACAACAAGAAGCAUCACUGCUUUUAUUGUAAAAAAGUAGUUCAAAAAAUGUUGAGACAUUUGUUGCGUAUGCACAAUGAUGAAAUUGAUGUCACAAAAGCGUUCAGUCUACCAAACAACUCCAAAGAAAGACGACUGCACUUAGAUUUCAUUAGAAACAAAGGAAACUUUGAACAUAACACCAAUGCUUUCGAGAGCCAGAAAGGAAAGCUCAUUCCUUUCAAACAACCAAAGAAAAAGACUGAGGGACAAGAAUUUCUACAUUGUGUGUACUGCUAUGGACUAUUUACAAAAAGAGUGCUGUGGCGACACUUUCAGGUUUGCAAAUUCAAGCCUCAGGAAAAAAAAUCUAAACCAGGUAAAACAAGGGUCCAGGCACUGUGUGCUUUUGCUGAACGCGCUCCACCUGGAUUUAGUGAUGCAUACUGGAAGUUCUUGAAUGACAUGAAUCAAGACAAGAUUGCAUUAGCUGUAAGCAAGACAGCUGCAUUCUGGAGUACGGCUACAGACUGUUCAAGAAGAACGAAAGAGUAAUCAGCCAACAUCAAUAUAUCCGACAAAAGCUGAGGGAGCUUGGCAGGCUGAUUGUGGCUGCAAAAAAAGUUGCACCAGUAAAGACUAUAAAAGAACUCAUAAAACCUGAGAAGUAUGUUCAUGUUGUAACUGCCGCAAGAUGCUUAGCUGGCUUCAGUGAUGAAACAGGCAAAUAUAAAUGUCCAUCACUGGCCAGAAAAGUUGGACACAGCUUACAUGCUUUGGCCAUGUUUGUGAAGUCAGAAGGAUUGAAGGCCAGAGAUAAAGAAAUUGUCAAAGGUGCUGAGGAAUUUGCUCAGCUCUACCAAGAAAGUUGGAAAUUUGACAUUGCAAGCCAAGCACUGAUUCAGCUCCACCAGUCUAAGUGGAAUUGUCCUCAGCUCUUACCAUUCACACAGGAUGUCCAAAGACUUCAUUCCCAGCUGUCUGAAAAACAACAGCAACACUUGGAUGCCUUGAAAGAAGAGGUUUCCCCCUCGAACUGGAAAGACCUGACAAAAGUGACCCUGGAGCAAGUAAUUCUCUUCAACCGCCGGAGAGAAGGAGAAGUAUCCAAAAUGCCCUUGUCUGUGUACUUGUCCAGAGACCAAUCAGAAACGCAUGAAGAUGUUAACUUGGCCCUUACAGAACUGGAGCAGAAGCUUUGCAAACAUUUUGUCCGGAUAACCAUAGUUGGAAAGAGAGGAAGGAAAGUUCCUGUUCUCCUCACUACACUCAUGAGGGAAUCUCUUGAUACUCUGGUUGAGAAGCGAGAAGAAUGUGGGGUACUGACUGAAAAUGGUUUCUUGUUUGCAUUGCCUCAUUCUGUCCACCACCUCAGGGGUUCUGACUGCAUAAGACAGUUAGUGCAUGAAUGUAGUGAUAUCAAAAAUCCCAAAGCUCUAACCUCAACAAAACUCAGGAAACAAAUUGCAACGCUCUCUACUGUACUGAAUCUGAAGAACACAGAACUUGACCAGCUGGCAGAUUUCCUUGGGCAUAACAUUGAUGUACACAGAAAGCACUACCGCCUUCCAGAGGGGACCCUACAGCUCGCCAAGAUAAGCAAAGUUCUCCUGGCAUUGGAACAGGGACAGCUCGGAAAAUACAAAGGAAAGAGCCUGGAUGAAAUUCACAUUGAUCCAAAC